AUGCUCGGAAAGCUCCUGUUCGCGCUUGGUGCUCUCGCGGUAGCGUGCUCGCCCGUCAAGUAUGAGAAACGCCUCGUCACCGGGGAGCAUACGGCCACGCUCGAAUUCACGCUCCCAUACGACGUUCCGAUCAUAUUUGGCACGCUGGGCUUCACCAUUACGGUUGAUCCUAAUAACCAUGCAUUUCUCGAUCAGUUCUCGGGCACAAGCAGUGCAUCUACCUGGCACGCCUCGCUUGACUACACCGAGCCGACUCUGUUUGGCGAGUGGAAUGCCUUUACGCUUUACGGCAGGGUGUAUGGCAGAAUGUUCAGCUUCCGACUCGGUCUGCUCAUUGGCCCCGGCAGUUAUUCGGAUGAGCGUUAUGCAUUGAAAUCCCCGAUGUACAACGGCUCGCCGAUCAGUAUGAAUUCGCCCAUGCUGAGAAUCGAUGGCUAUCGCGUCGAUACCGUCUUCUGGAUUCCUCAGGAUCAGCUUACGCCCGGCUCCUUGUUUCGCACGAUAGCCAAAUCGGGUUUCUCGCUUUCCAUCGCUUUCUCGCGCCAAGCAAUGUCUCUGUUUGUCGUGCUCUGGCUCUUUGUCAUUGCGCCUACCUUGAUCGAAGCUCCCAAUCGACAUCCAACUCGCUAUGUCUGCAUUGGCAUGUCCGGCUGCCCAGCAGAAUGCGCAGGAGACUAUGACGCCGGGAUCACGACGAUACCUUUUACCGCUCGAGCGCCGCAUCGGAACACGUUGAUCAAAGUGCGCAUGGCGGAUCGACAAAGUGCACCUAUCGUCGAUUGCAAGCUCAAUCCACCCAAUCAACAGCUACCGGCGCCUAGCUGUACUGGCAUAGUCACCCUCCGGUUGCCAAGUACAAUUCAAUGGGAGGUCAUGAUCGUCAAAGGAGCGUAUACUCAGUUCGAUGCGCCGGAUGAUAUACGACUGGCGAUGAAUGCUUGCUGUGCUGUCGUACGUGACUAUCAGUUCAAAUACAUCUGGACGACAAGUGAGAUCCCGUUCGGACGACCGCGAACCCAAGUCGUCUGUUCCGGAAACGAUCGUCCAGUCGCAGGCACGGACAAGCACUGCCGAGACUACUUCGCCAGCUUUUCGGCGACUCCUUGUGUGCCGUCACACGACUGCGUUUACACGAAGGAGUUUUACUCGAAAGAACAGUUCUUUAGCUCCUCUCGUGUCCGAUACGCCGCAGAAGCUCUUCAUGUGGUCUCGCGAGAGAAGAUGAAUCGCAUCCUCUGGCUUGCGCUGGUCGCCUGUGUUGCCAGCAAGAACCUGGCAGAGUUUUGCAUUGCGGUCGCUUCAUGUGCCAUCAAGUGCGAGGGCGAAUUUGAGGCUGGUCUUCCCUGGCCAAGCAGCUAUACUUCUACCAGCGUCAUCGACAAGACCAUGUUCCGCAUUCGUCUGACACAAGCGAACAGAAGAGGGUUGCCCGCAGUGUCGUGCCUCUCAGAGUCUGGGCAGCCUUGGACUCCUGAGUGUAUGGGCCGGCCAAGAAUGUACCUCGAUAUAUGGGACGUCACGGCUCACUACGCUCCUAUGGACGCCCAGGUGGAAGUAGAGAGCAAGAACGGGAUCGCCGAGGAGAUGGCUCGCCAAUGUUGUCACCUCGUCUGGUCCACCGCUUUCGCAUUCGCAUUCAACUCACGCGAUCAUGAGAUCAAGUCUCCUGUGCUCAAAUUGCGAUGUGAGGGAUCUCAGAAGAAGGUCUUUCUGUGGACUUGCGCUGAGAUGUUUCCUACGAUGAUUGACUCGGCCGAAUGCAGCCCAUCCGAGAACACAUGUGCGCCCAUGAUGACCAGGUCAUCCAGAGCCGCAGGCGGCUGCGUUUGGCCGCAGUCCCCGGAGGGACCCAGUCCGCAAGAGUAG
This is a messenger RNA of Mixia osmundae IAM 14324, 1866 nucleotides long. RefSeq lists its product as uncharacterized. The coding region runs from base 1 to 1866 and encodes 621 amino acids. NCBI's taxonomy places the organism in Eukaryota, Fungi, Basidiomycota, Mixiomycetes, Mixiales, Mixiaceae. The record is from RefSeq and is a predicted model, not a curated record. The transcript is spliced from 9 exons.